AUGUCAAUCUCAUCAAAUUCAACUUCAAAAACAACACCACCGGAUUUAAUUACUUCACCAAAAGAUACCAUGCCUAGCUCAGCUUCAACUUCAGCUUCAACUUCAACUUCAAAAGAUCAAUUUUCAAGUUGUUCAGAAACUUCUCCUCCAAAUAUCAAAGAACUACUUAUGGAUCAGGAUAAAUCAUCUAUUGAAAUUUUUAAAAUGUAUCAAAAUAAAAGUUAUCUACCACAUAAUAAACGAAUUUCAAACAUUGCAUGGAGAAUAAAUGGAAUAUCAAAACCAAAAUUAGUUAAAACUAAUACUGAUGUUAAAUUUGGAAGUACUAAGAGUAGUUUACUUGAUAAUUUAAGUACCGAAAAUAAUAAUUAUUCAAAUGAUCCAAAUCUAGAUGAUUUUGAUUAUGUUGCGCAUAUUAGAAAGAUUUCAAAAGAAGAAUAUCAGAAUAAAACUAAUGGUUCAGAUUUUAUCAAUCUGUUAGAAUUAAGUAUAAUUGCAGAUAAAACUAAAAAUAAACCAAAAUCAACAACUUCAUCAACAACUAGUAAAAAAGUACUAAUGUGUUCCAAUUGUUCAACUAAGACUACACCACUUUGGCGAAAAUCAAAUAAUGGAGAUUUGUUAUGUAAUGCUUGUGGAUUAUUUUAUAAAUUACAUGGGGUAGCAAGACCUUUAAAUAAUCAAAAUAAGAAAAGUAAUACAACCACGGUCAAAAAUGAUAAAAUUAUAUCAAAUUUAAACACUAAUUUAUUCAAUGGAUUAGGAAACAACACCACUCAAAACGCAUUUGAACUUUCACAAUCACAAUCACAAUCACAAUCACAUAGUAAUAAUUUAAAUGAAGAUAUUAUAAAUUUGGAGCUGUUUCUUGAUUUUAAUUCACCUAAUAUAUUUAAACAACCAUCUCAACAACCAUCUCAACAACAAUCAAUACAAUCUGAUUUCAAUACUGAUAAUAUAGAUGAAAUAGAUAAAUUGUUAAAUAUGAAUAUUUUCCAACCUAUACAACAACAAACACAAGAAAUGCAACAUCAUAAUUCAAUAACUGAAGAAACUGCUACUGAUCAUUAUCAUCAUCAUCAUUACCAUCACUAUCAUGAUCAUACCGAAAAUCAGCAGCAACAACAACAUACUCAUCAACAUCAACAUCAACAUCAUGAUGAAAUAGAUUUAUUAGAUCCUAAUGGAUCUCCACCUUUUAAUGAAAAUAAUUAUAAUGACAUAACAAAUUCGAAUCAAAAUUGGAACUGGUUAGAGUUCAAUACUUGA
Messenger RNA from Insectozyma verbasci, 1269 nucleotides. Lineage: Eukaryota; Fungi; Ascomycota; Pichiomycetes; Serinales; Debaryomycetaceae. The record is from the annotation of a GenBank genome assembly.